Penicillium macrosclerotiorum is the source of this 1656-nucleotide messenger RNA. Its product is annotated as GMC family oxidoreductase. Lineage: Eukaryota; Fungi; Ascomycota; Eurotiomycetes; Eurotiales; Aspergillaceae. Gene Ontology annotation, molecular function: oxidoreductase activity, acting on CH-OH group of donors; flavin adenine dinucleotide binding. The transcript has a single exon. Bases 1 to 1656 code for a protein of 551 amino acids. The record is from RefSeq and is a predicted model, not a curated record.
AUGGCCGUCCCUUCAUACACAUCCUACGAUUACAUCAUUGUCGGUGGGGGAAUUUCCGGGACCGUGAUCGCUUCACGUCUCCGUGAACAGCUUCCUGCUUCUUCGAUCCUCCUUCUCGAAGCGGGGAAGGAUCCUGUUGGUCACCCUGUGACCGGAGCUGCGUUGGCAGUUUUUGGAUUCCACCACUCGGACCUCGACUGGGACUUUACAUCAGUUCCCCAAUCUCAGCUCAACAAUCGGGCCUGCUAUCAGGCGGCUGCCAAAUGUCUUGGUGGGGGCUCGUCUAUCAAUUAUAAUACUUGGCUCAGAGGCCCCAAAGCAGACUACGAUCGAUGGGCAAAACUGGUUGAAGACGACCAAUGGAGUUACGAUCAACUUCUCAAGUACUUCGAAAGGGUUGAAGCGUCCCCCAGUCAUCCAGGGGGCAAGAUUCAUGUAAACUCGGUUACCCAAUCUCACCCAGAUCGCAAAUAUCCUCUUCGUGAUGCCGUCCUCGCGGCCUGGGAAAGCACGGGACUGAAGCAUAACCCUGCUCCUAAUGAGGGAGACCCUUUGGGAAUCACCGAACUCUACGAGAACCGAGAUGGAGGGCAACGGCAGUUCGCUCACAAAGUCUAUAAUCUGGAUAAGGUUGAUAUCUUGACUGAAGCCCAGGCUGCCCGCAUUUUGAUCUCCGGGGACACGGCCAACGGCAAGAAGGUGGCCAACGGGGUAGAACUGCUCGAUGGACGUCGUUUCCAUGCCCGCAAGGAAGUCAUCGUUUCUUGCGGAGCAUACAAUACCCCCAAGCUAUUAUUGCUCUCGGGUAUUGGGCCCAAGGAGCAACUCCAGGAGCAUGGUAUCCAACAAGUGGUCGAUGCGCCUGAGGUGGGACGUAAUUUCCAUGAUCAUCCCGCGGUUGUCUUGAUUUGGAAGCUAAAAGAGGGUGACUCCAAUCUGCCGAUGAGCGCUAUCGGGGCUAAUCCCGGCUUCCAAGUGGGAUUGCCCGCCGACUGGGUGGUUUUCGCUGGCCUUGAUAGCCAAUUAAUCCGGAAUGCCCUAAUCAAGGAUGGCGAAGAUCCCGAAGGGGUGGAAGGACAAUAUCUGUUGAAUGCAAACAACAUUUUCACUGAGACUCUCAGUGUGUACGCCCCAGCGGGUGCUAAUCAUGCCGACAUGGAUAUACCGUUCGACGGUCGACACGUCUCCACCCCAGUGCUAGGAAUGCUUCCUACCUCUCGAGGCAGUAUCACAUUGGCCUCCAACGACCCCACCACCGCACCCCGAGUCGAUCCAAACUACUACGCCACUGAGGUUGAUCGGACCGCGUUGCGCACCGGCAUAAGGCGGGCAGUUAAGGCCUUCCGGGAGUCAGCUGCAGUGAAAGAUUUGGUGGAAAGUGAGGUUCCACCGGACAAUUUCCCUCCGCUUCAUGCCGACUCCUCCGACGAGGAAAUCGAUGAUCGUGUUCGACGGGUGGUCAAUACUUUCUUCCAUGCGGGUGGUAGUUGUGCGAUGGGCAAGGCCGUCGACAGCGAGCUGCGUCUCUAUGGGGUAGAGGGGCUUCGAGUCGUGGAUGCCAGUGUUCUCCCAACGCCGAUUGCUGCUCACUACCAGUAUUGCAUCUACACUGUAGCGGAAAAGGCUGCCGAGCUUAUUGCUGCUCGUCACACCUAA